Messenger RNA from Closterium sp. Naga37s-1, 1635 nucleotides. Lineage: Eukaryota; Viridiplantae; Streptophyta; Zygnematophyceae; Desmidiales; Closteriaceae. The record is from the annotation of a GenBank genome assembly.
AUGGCCGCGUUGACCGCCACAGAAACUGUUUUCCGCGGAGGGACCAUAGCAUCUCCGCGCACUUGCGCAACCUCCGCCGCCCGUCCCUUCUACCUUUGCCCUCCUUGUCUCCCGGUACUUUGUCCCCCCCCUGCUCUGCGCGCUUUAACUGGCGGAUACUCAACGCCCGCCUCCUUCCGCCAAGCCCGCCUUUUGUCCCCGCACUCUCCGCCCUACCGCCUCCCCAUCCUCCCCGCGCACGGGCGGCGGGCGCUGCAACUUUCCCGCGCGGUGGAGUGGAUGAGCGACAGCAUGCUGCUUGCGCGGAAGGAGUCGGCGCAGCAGCACGUGGCGGAAGGGCCAACGGCGCAAGGCGCGACGAAGGCGGCGAAUGGGGAGAAGCUGGAAGUGGGGGAGGAAGAGAGCGAGGGCGGGAAUAUCCGCACACCCACGACUGAGUCGGUUCUGCUCCAGGCGUUCAACUGGGAGAGCUGGCGCGGCGAGAAGCAGCUGUGGUACGACGUGCUGAUGGCGCGCGCGGCGGAGGUGGCGGAUAUGGGCUUCACGGACGUGUGGCUGCCGCCGCCCUCCAAGGCCGUCGAUAAACAGGGCUACCUACCAUCGCAGCUUUACAACCUCGACGCAUCAAAGUACGGCGACGAAGUCCACCUGCGGCGGCUCAUCCGCCGUCUCCACUCUGCCCACGUGCGGUGCAUGGCGGACAUUGUCAUCAACCACCGCUGCGGGGACUUCCAGGACGCCCACGGCAACUGGACCAUCUUCGAGGGGGGAACCCCCGACGAGCGCCUCGACUGGGGGCCGUGGGCGAUCACUGCGGGGGACAUGCCGUACGGGGGUGACGGGAAGGCGGACACGGGGGAGGAUUACGGCGCGGCCCCGGAUAUUGACCACACGAACGCGCGCGUGCAGCGGGAUUUGAUCAACUGGCUGCUGUGGAUGAAGCGCGAGGUGGGGUUCGACGGGUGGCGCUUCGACUUUGCGAAGGGCUACGGCGCGGAGUUUGUCGGGAAGUAUUGCCGCGCGACGGAACCCACUCUAGCCGUUGGGGAGGUGUGGACUGCGAUGAGAUACGAUGGGGAUGGGCAGCUGGCGUGGAACCAGGACGCGCAUAGACAGGCGCUGGUGGACUGGGUGGAUGGCACGGGAGGCGUGUGCGCCGCGUUUGACUUUACUACCAAGGGGAUUCUGCAGCAGGCUGUGCAGGGGCAGCUGUGGCGGCUUAAGGACGGCGCGGGGAAGCCGCCAGGCAUGAUAGGGUACUGGCCGGCGCGGGCAGUGACGUUCAUAGACAACCACGACACGGGAAGCACGCAGAACUCGUGGCCGUUCCCUGCCGACAAGGCCAUGCAGGGCUAUGCGUACAUCCUCACCCACCCUGGCAUGCCCUGCGUUUUCUACGACCACGUGUUCACGUGGGGCCUUAAGAAACCCAUUCUGGAGCUCAUUGCAGUGCGGCAGCGCAACGGUAUCAGAGCCGACUCGCCCAUCCGCAUCCUUGCAGCAGAAUCCAACCUAUACGUGGCUGAAAUCGGCCCAGGGAAGGCCGAUAUGACAGUGAGCUGUGGAGAUUUUCUCGUGGGUGAGGUGGAAGGGAGGGUUGGACACGAGGAAGAAGGGGCAGGCGUUCUGGAAUAA